CACGUUUUACCGAAGGGGAAACGAAAUACAAACGUAGGGGGGAAAAAAAAGUUGGUACUACAGACAAGUGAGUGAGCGAGAGAAGAGGAGGGGGUGAGGGUCCGCUGGCUCUAGAGGCAGCCGUUCAGUCCCCGAUCCCCGACAGACGAGUGUGUAGGAAAGAAAAGCUUGGCGUGCAUUUGUAAUACCCUUUUAUCAGUGAACUACAACGAGGUUAAAAAAUAAAAGAAAAAUAGUAAGUGAAAACGUCAGCUGAAGGUGACUGAUUGACAAAUCGUGAGUGACACAGGUGUUGGUGGAAAUACCGUUAAUCCAGGAUAGGUCUUGUGAAUUUUUCGGGGUUGAGAAAAAAAAAACGCCAGUCGACCGGUGGAUGGUCGCGCUGUUGUCGGUAAAAUUGACUGAACCCGGGGACUAGAUAACCGCGACGAUUUUCAGUUAACCAGUGAUUUAAAGAAAAAAAAAAUCAAUCAUGUUCGACGUCUUCGGCUCGGUGAAGGGCCUCCUGAAGCUCGACCAAGUUUGCAUCGACAACAAUGUGUUUCGAUUGCACUACAAGGCAACGGUAAUAAUACUGAUAGCAUUCUCCCUGCUAGUGACAUCGCGACAGUACAUCGGCGACCCCAUAGACUGCAUCGUCGACGAAAUACCCCUUCACGUGAUGGACACCUACUGCUGGAUCUACUCGACAUUCACAAUUCCUGAUCGCAGCGGUGUGGUCGGGAGGGAUCUAGUCCAGCCUGGAGUGGCAGCACACGUCGAGGGUGAGGAUGAGAUAAAAUAUCACAAGUACUAUCAGUGGGUGUGCUUCGCCCUCUUCUUCCAAGCGAUGCUCUUCUACGUGCCCCGUUAUCUCUGGAAAACGUGGGAGGGGGGAAGAAUUAAAAUGCUCGUUCUGGACCUCAAUUGUCCGGUUGUGAGUGAUUCCUGCAAAACCGAGAGACGAAAACUCCUGGUGGAUUAUUUUGGUACCAAUCUUCACGCACAAAAUUUCUACGCCUACCGAUUCUUCUUCUGCGAAGUUUUAAAUUUCAUCAACUGCGUGGGUCAGAUAUAUUUCAUGGAUUUCUUCCUCGACGGGGAGUUCACUACGUACGGCUCCGAUGUCGUCAAGUUCACGGAGAUGGAGCCGGAGGAGAGGAUCGAUCCCAUGGCCCGGGUAUUCCCCAAAGUAACAAAAUGCACAUUCCACAAAUAUGGUGCCUCCGGAACUGUUCAGAAGUUCGACGGCCUGUGUGUUCUACCUUUGAACAUCGUCAACGAGAAAAUCUACGUCUUCCUCUGGUUCUGGUUCAUUAUCCUGUCGAUACUCAGUGGACUCAGUCUUGCCUAUCGAGCUGCUGUCGUUGCCGGGCCCAAGCUCCGUUUGGUGCUUCUUCGUGCGCGAUCACGUCUCUCACCGCAGGAUCAGAUCGAAACCCUUUCGCAGAGGUUCCAAAUCGGCGACUGGUUCGUUCUUUAUCAACUGGGAAAGAAUAUCGAUCCACUUAUCUAUAAGGACCUCGUUUCCGAUCUCGCACAGCGCUUCGAAGGGAAGGAGAUGGUUUAGGGGAAUCUCGGAGUUUGGAGUUGAUCGCCAGUCAAAAUGGCAGAUUACCAAUCGUAUUUCUGAAUUUUUUAUCUUAUUUUAAAAUUCAAUGGUCUCGGGGAAAAAUUUGCGGCAUUUUAGAGGGGGUUUUAGUUAUUUAUGGGGACCGAGGCCGAUUAUUGCACACGUGCUGCACAAUUUUUUAGAAAAAAUUGGAUAAUUCGGUGCAGUAAUUUGUCUGCGAAUUUUUCGUUAAGAAUGUUUACUUUUUUUCAUGAAAGAUCGGAUAGAAAAAUUGAAUUCCACUGGAGAUUUUCCAUAAAUAUGGAGAAGUAGAGAAAGUUCCAUGGGCUUCACUGGAUUUUUCAAUGAAAUAUUUUCCUACGUGUGAUUUUAAAAUGAAAUAUCUCGAUGUAUUAAUGCCAACGAAUAUUGGGUCUGGCUGGAUUGGAGUCGACUGCCCACCUCCCACAUUUCAAAUACAAUAAUCCCUUUCCAAUGCUCGGUAAUCAUCACAUGACUUCGAGAAGGAACAUUUUCACAAAUAAAUAAUAUUUCUUCGUUGAAGGCCCUUGGGCCGUGGGACGGAGGCUUGUAGACUCUAAUUGUGUGAUAAGCGGGUGACGGCGUUGUUUCCUCUUCUUGAAUGCCAGCAUUGCAGGCAUAUCCAUCAAUUUCCCAUAAUUUCCCGGGAUAUUCGAAAGUGGCUGUUACGUGGCGUACGGCGAUCGCCGCCAUCUGCCGGUUGAAAAUCGUAGGUUCCCGCCUGUUGGGGCCCCAUGGGCCUUGACUCCCUCCUUUGUCCAGGUGUUUCCACAGUAAUUUUCGCGGAUAGCUCAACCAUAUCCGUCGAAUUUCUAUUUUUUUUUUGUCAGGAUACAGCGAAUAUUCAAGGGCCUUCGGGCAGGCAGCUGAUGUGAGACGAAUAUUUCGUCGAGGAAUGGCGAAUUUAGGGGUUGUCCAGGGUGUUAAAGUCAAAGGAUGAUAUGAGUGUUCCUUUUCAAAUUCGAAUAACUUGAAUUAUUCAUGACUCAGGAAGACUUGGGCAUCUCCAGAUUCGCCUGAACUGAUUCUUGAAUUUUCGCUGAUUCCUUCGUCCUUGUCAUGAGCAGAUUUUUUUGGCAAAGUCCAAACAAAUGUGCUCACGAUUAUAAACAAUUUGGAUACCUCCGUUAAUCGAGAAAAGGACGAAAAUGACGCCGUCCUCCCACAGUAGUAUAACUUCCAUAACCAAUUCAUCAUUUAUCUUCUCGUUCCUUUCGCUAUUGCAAGUAGAUUAUAAAAUUCCUCCCCUCCCCCCCAGAUAGAACAGUAAGAAUAUAGAAAGAUAUAUAUUAUAUAUGAAAAUUAUACAUAAAUUGUGUAGAUAUACGUAUCUUCGCGAAAUCGUCCAUUCCAAGUGAAACAAGGGGCCAAUGUUUUCGUGUCGUCGAGCAAUAUAUUACAUAUCUUCUAACUUCUCAUUUAUAUGGGUGUUUGAGCACCCAUCACGUGCCUCUUAAUUACUGCCGCUUUUACCGUCCGUGGACGAAGGCCACUUUUAUUCCAGUGAGUUUUUUCAAAAUAUAUCCACAACUCCCAAAGGAAUCAGAGUGUCUUUGCGACCAGCAAUCGGUAGCUGCCUUUAAGUAUGCCUAUGUAACGAGCGAAUUUAAUUAGUUUAUUAAGCGUUGUGACGUUUAAUGAAACCGUACAACUGUGCAAGAUUAUCAUUUGUAUUUCUUGAGAUUAAAUUAACGUUAUGAAUGUACGAGGAUUGGUUGUUCUAGGAAUCAUUUUACAUGACGAAGGUUCAAUUGUCUAUUAUUUCUCUCGAUUAUUGGAGCAUUUGAUUGAUUUAUUUUUCGGUGAGGACAGGCUAAUUGAAAGGUCAUUCACGCUCAAUGUAAGACUGCCAGAAUGUUCGUCGAUUUUUCUCCACAUGAGUACAUGUUUUUAUCAUUCCGCAUUAUCCGGAUUCUUUCAACUCACCGAAAAUUCAGGAAACCGUUAAAUCAUUAUGAGCUAGGAAUCAAAAGACUUAUUUCUGGAAUGAGAGUGGAAUAAAUUGUUGUCUGGUGAUGGAAAUAUGAAAAGAGGUUAAAGAUUGUAAUUGAAUUGAUAACCUGAGGGAGGCAUUAUCAUGCUUAUUUCAGGCUUUUAGUGAUAAGAAGCGUUUGGAUUGAGGCAUUUUCUCGGUGGGAAUAUUGUGUGAUAGAGUCGACGACAAUAGUUUUUCAUUUUUUUUUCUCCCUUUUUUAGUAGUGAAUAAUCUUAAUCUAAGAAACAGAUUUUUUUUCACAGUUGAGAAUCACAUCGAGACUUUUUUCUCAUUUCAUCGGUCGUAGAUGAAUCAUUUUGUUACUGAUUAAUGUAUUUCAUAGCAAUUCCGAUUAGGCUAGUGCUUUUGUCAUGAGUUAAUACGAUUGUAAGGACUUACUUCGUUUAUUAUAUUUAUGCAAGCAUGAAUUUUUUCAUUACUGAAUUGGACCACGAAGAUACGAAAAAUUAGGGAAUGAAAAUUAUACGACAGUAUCGAGACAAUAAUUACAGUUUGUAUGGAUAAAGCUAUUAUAAUAUUUUUCAAUUUGUUAAUAAUGAUGAAAUAAUUUACAAAUUGUACAGAUUGAGUCGAAUAAAUCUCGGAGGAGAAAUGAAAAUAA
This is a messenger RNA of Diachasmimorpha longicaudata, 4170 nucleotides long. It is a transcript of the gene Inx2, whose product is annotated as innexin inx2. Gene Ontology annotation, cellular component: gap junction; plasma membrane. The coding region runs from base 473 to 1549 and encodes 358 amino acids. The record is from RefSeq and is a predicted model, not a curated record. Gene Ontology annotation, biological process: phototransduction. Gene Ontology annotation, molecular function: gap junction channel activity. Lineage: Eukaryota; Metazoa; Arthropoda; Insecta; Hymenoptera; Braconidae. The transcript has a single exon.